This is a messenger RNA of Funneliformis mosseae, 1728 nucleotides long. The record is from the annotation of a GenBank genome assembly. NCBI's taxonomy places the organism in Eukaryota, Fungi, Glomeromycota, Glomeromycetes, Glomerales, Glomeraceae.
AUGUUGACUUUGGGAACUCGAAGAAUUUUCCAAAAGAAAAAGACCAUUAUGGAUUUUAUAUAUCUUAAUGAAGUUUCCGUUAUUGCGACAAUUUUUGGUGGAUUUAUUGUUGUUUUCGGUCUUGUUUCGUAUUACAUCAAAGAACGGUUAUACCUGUCAGAAUCGUUAUUAUGUUUAAUUGUCGGAAUAAUUAUUGGCCCAUAUGUUUUAAAUGUGAUUGAACCAGAUAAGUGGGGCAAUGUUGACAUAAUUACACGUGAAUUUACUCGUGUUGUAAUCUCCAUUCAGGUAAUGGCUGCAGGUGUGGCAUUGCCCAAAGCGUAUCUUUGGAAAGAACUUAAAUCUCUAACGGUAUUGCUUGUUCCGGUUAUGUCCUGGAUGUGGAUUGUCAGUGCUCUUGCCAUAUGGUUACUCAUACCUAACGUUUCAAUUUUAGAAGCACUUAUGAUUUCUUCAUGUGUCACCCCAACCGAUCCGGUGCUGGCAAAUAGUGUAGUGAAAGGACGUUAUGCGGAAAAACACGUUCCAAAUCACGUAAGGAAUAUUGUUUCAGCCGAGAGUGGUGCAAAUGACGGUCUUGGAUACCCUUUUCUUUUUCUCGCGAUUUAUCUAAUGCAAAUGCCUCCAGGCGAAGCGAUAGGAAAAUGGGUUUACUUUAUAUUAGGAUAUCAAAUAGUUCUUUCUAUUAUAAUUGGAUUUAUAAUCGGAUAUGUUGCACGCAAGUUACUUUACUUUGCCGAGGCUAGGAAAUUGAUUGAUAAAGAAAUCUUUAUGACAUAUGCUAUUGUGUUGGCUUUAUUUAUUAUGGGCGCCGUUUCAUUAAUUGGAAGUGAUGACAUAUUGGCUUGUUUUAUUGCUGGAAAUUCCUUUACUUGGGAUGACUGGUUUCGUAAAGAAACUGCUGAAUCACACUUUCAAGAUGUCAUCGAUUUGUUACUUAACUUAGCCAUUUUCGUUUACCUUGGCACAAUAAUACCAUGGACAUCGUUCGAUAAUGAAGUUUUAGGAUUGUCCUACUGGCGUCUUAUCGUAAUUUCUAUCAUUAUACUCUUAUUUCGUCGCCUUCCGAUAGUAAUGGCUUGUUAUAAAAUAAUUCCCGCUAUUAAGACACAUCGCGAAGGUAUAUUUGCUGGUUGGUUUGGUCCUAUCGGUGUGGGUGCCGUCUUUUAUGCUCAAGUUGCUAAAGAACAAUUUGCAGAAACUGACCGAGUGCGAGAACUUAUCCUUCCAGUUGUUUUCUUCCUUGUAAUUGCUUCAAUCACGAUACAUGGACUUUCUGUCCCAAUGAUAAAAUUAGGGAAGCGUGUAAAUACGAUUACAAUAUCAAGAACUAAAAGUAUUCGUCAGGGCCAACUAGAUGUUUUAACAAAAACAAAAAUAAUCCAAGGAACCCCUUCAACUUCCUCUUCAACCAAAAUCGAUGAACAUGAAAAACCAAUUGCUGAGAAUGAUAUUGUCCCAGAUUUUACAAUUGACAUUAAUACCACAGGUUUAAAUGAAAGAAUUUUAGCUUCGCUUCCACUUGACAUUGAUCAAGAUAGCCACGAAUUUUCAAUUUAUGAGGAGGACGACAAUUACAUUGUUGAAGAUGAAACGGAUGGAAAAGUUUACGUGAUCAAUAAUUCGGAAGCAAAACCUGCAAAACUUCAAGAAGCUUCUACAUCCGACAACGAACCACGAAAAAUUUUUUCCUUAUUUAAAAAAUCUCCCGAACAAAAUGAUCGAUGA